ACCAAUAAAUUCAGUCUUCUAACUCAUAGAAGGUGUGAAAUACAAAAACUCAGAGAGUGAGAACCAUGGGAUCUCUUCCUAAGAGCACCAAGGCUCAUGCUGUGUGCGUCCCAUAUCCAGCUCAAGGUCACAUAACUCCUAUGCUCAAAGUAGCAAAAUUACUCCAUCACAAAGGCUUUCACAUCACCUUUGUCAACUCUGAAUACAAUCACAGACGUUUGCUCAAGUCCAGAGGCCGUAACUCCCUUGAAGUCUUGCCUGAUUUCCAGUUUGAAACCAUUCCAGAUGGUCUAGGUGAUCAGAUCGACGCUGAUGUUACCCAAGACACUUCAUUUCUCUGUGACUCUACCUCAAAGGCUUGCUUAGACCCUUUUCGCCAACUUCUUACCAAACUCAAUUCAUCAAAUGUUGUCCCGCCUGUAACUUGCAUAGUAGCAGACAGUGGCAUGUCCUUCGCUCUUGAUGUUAAGGAGGAACUUCAAAUCCCUGUCGUCACUUUCUGGACUUCAAGUGCAUGUGGCACAUUGGCUUAUGCGCAUUACAAACAUCUUGUUGAAAGAGGUUACACACCACUCAAAGAAGAAAGCGAUUUGACAAAUGGAUAUUUGGAGACAAAAAUAGAGUGGAUUCCUGGAAUGAAAGAUAUUCGUCUGAAGGACCUUCCGACCUUCAUUCGCACAACAGAUCGAAACGACGUUAUGCUAAACUUUGUGAUAAGAGUAAUUGAUAGAGCUUCAAAAGCUUCAGCAGCUCUUGUGAAUACUUUUGAUGACUUAGAUCAUGAUGUUCUGGUUGCUCUCUCGUCUAUGUUUCCUCCAAUUUAUUCUGUUGGUCCUCUUAAUUUGCUUCUUGAUCAAACACAGAAUGAUUAUCUAGCAUCAAUUGGAUCCAGUCUGUGGAAAGAAGACACUGAAUGCUUGCAAUGGCUUGACUCCAAGGAUCCCAAUUCUGUUGUCUACGUGAAUUUUGGAAGCAUCACUGUCAUGAAUCCACAGCAACUAUUGGAGUUUUCUUGGGGACUAGCUAACAGCAAGAAGAAUUUUUUAUGGAUAAUCAGGCCUGAUCUUGUCAGGGGCGAAUCAGCGGUUUUGCCUCCAGAGUUUCUUGAAGAGACUAGAGAAAGAGGCCUGAUGGCGAGCUGGUGUGCUCAGGAAAAAGUCCUGAAGCAUUCAUCGAUAGGAGGGUUUUUAAGUCACAUGGGGUGGAAUUCCACCAUUGAAAGCAUGUCCAACGCCGUGCCAAUGCUAUGCUGGCCUUUUUUCUCCGAACAACAAACUAACUGUAAGUUUGCUUGCGUUGAUUGGGGUGUUGGCAUGGAAAUUGAAAGCGAUACAAAUAGAGAUGAAGUAGAGAAGCUUGUGAUAGAGUUAAUUGAUGGGGAGAAAGGUAAGGAAAUGAAAAGGAAGGCAAUGGAAUGGAAGUCAAAGGCUGAAGCGACAACUGGUAUUAAUGGUUCAUCAUCCAUGAAUUUUGACAAACUUGUCAACGACGUGCUCCGCUUCCAAAAACCUUGAAUUAGCUUCUUUGAUGAAAUUGUUGUUACAUCUGGUUGUCUACCUUUAGCUAUUUUAUAGAUCAUCAUUCUGUUACAUAAUCCACUUUUCCAUUCAGCCAA
Messenger RNA from Populus nigra (black poplar), 1615 nucleotides. RefSeq names its product 7-deoxyloganetin glucosyltransferase-like. NCBI's taxonomy places the organism in Eukaryota, Viridiplantae, Streptophyta, Magnoliopsida, Malpighiales, Salicaceae. The transcript has 2 exons. Bases 66 to 1514 code for a protein of 482 amino acids. Gene Ontology annotation, molecular function: UDP-glycosyltransferase activity. The record is from RefSeq and is a predicted model, not a curated record.